AUCUCCUCACUCUCUCAUCCACUCCUGUCACCUCCAUCUCCUUGGGAUCAAGGUGCAUCUCUAGCGCGGAGACAUGUCCUGCUAUGACCAGUGCCUGCCGUGCCUGCCAUGUGGACCCUGUGGCCCGACUCCACUGGCGAACAGCUGCAAUGAGCCCUGUGUCAGGCAGUGCCAGGACUCCAACGUCUUCAUCCAGCCUUCCCCCGUGGUGGUGACCCUGCCCGGCCCCAUCCUCAGCUCCUUCCCGCAGAACACCGCCGUGGGAUCCUCCACCUCCGCUGCUGUUGGCAGCAUCCUCAGCUCUCAGGGAGUGCCCAUCUCCUCCGGAGGCUUUGGCCUCUCCGGCUUCGGCAGCCGCUACUGCAGCACAAGGUGCCUCCCCUGCUAAAGCUGCUGGUGAUGGCCCUGGAGAAAGACCUUCAGGGACCCAGAAGUUGGUAGUGGACUGGGCACAGACCAUUGGCUUGUUGUGUUAAGAGGCGCCAAACUACCCCACCACCCCUUUUGUAAGGAUGGGUCCAGCCUGGGCUCUCGGAAUGCAUGGCCCAUGCCUGCCUUACCCCUCCUGCAGUCUCUCCUUUCUCACCUGUGUCCUUGUUGCUCAGUGCUGCUCCACUAGGCUCUGGGUCUGACAAUGUCAUCCUAGAGAGGACCUUCUGUCCCUUCUCCCUCAGUGGAGUGGGCAGAUGGGCAGCUGGCGGGAUGCCCACCAUGGCCACACAGUUGACGCUCUCAUCUGCCCCUUGUGCUCCCUGCACUGGGGACUCCUCCCCUAUCAAUUUUGUUUCCCACUUUUGACUCAUUAAAGUUCUACUGCAUCCCA
Messenger RNA from Cygnus olor (mute swan), 823 nucleotides. RefSeq names its product feather keratin 1-like. Gene Ontology annotation, molecular function: structural constituent of cytoskeleton. The transcript is spliced from 2 exons. NCBI's taxonomy places the organism in Eukaryota, Metazoa, Chordata, Aves, Anseriformes, Anatidae. The coding region runs from base 74 to 388 and encodes 104 amino acids. The record is from RefSeq and is a predicted model, not a curated record. Gene Ontology annotation, cellular component: intermediate filament.